Vanessa tameamea is the source of this 996-nucleotide messenger RNA. It is a transcript of the gene jagn, whose product is annotated as protein jagunal. Gene Ontology annotation, cellular component: endoplasmic reticulum membrane. Gene Ontology annotation, biological process: vesicle-mediated transport; endoplasmic reticulum organization. The record is from RefSeq and is a predicted model, not a curated record. The coding region runs from base 176 to 763 and encodes 195 amino acids. The transcript is spliced from 4 exons. NCBI's taxonomy places the organism in Eukaryota, Metazoa, Arthropoda, Insecta, Lepidoptera, Nymphalidae.
CAUUUUUGGCAUGUCAGUUCGCCAGCUCAAUUUCGUUUGGCAGAUGUGAAAUUGUGAUGGAUUGAUUGAAAAUAAUUAAAUAUAAACAGAUACAUCUGUAUAUACGGCCUAGUACUAAUUGUAGUACUUCUAGGGAGUUAUUUAUAUUACUUAAUAAGUGAAGUUAAUUUAAAAAAUGGCUUCUAGAGGCGGUAUUAUGGUGACAGGUACGAAUGGAGCUGAUUACGAGCACAGGGAAAAAAUAGCGGCUCAGUAUCAAAUAAGUGCACUAAACAAAUCUCGUCUCAAGUACUGUGUGUUUUUUCACCACUUACUGUUCCUGACGAUGAUGGCAAAACUCUCAGCAGAUAUUCUGGACAAGCUGGAUAUAUUCAUACUCGAAAUAGAAGAGCUACAGAUACCACAACCACUUUGGUGGGAGUAUAUCUGGUGUCUAUCUCUGCUUCUCUCAUUUCUGGGACUGUCAGCAAUCAAACGAAACAAUGUGAAGAACCUCCGUCGGUACAUAUAUGGUAUUAUGGCUAUAGGACUGGGGCCGUUGUUGUAUUGUGUGAUAUACUACUGUGGGGAUGUGUACCAGUAUCUAACAUUAGAUGAAGAUGAGGACGAUGAUGAAAUACAAAUGUGGCAGGGUUACCCCUACGGACUGCUGUGGUAUGCUUUCGUACUUCUCGCGUCGCAAGUGCACUUCUUCCAGCUGUAUUUCUCUUACAACUUACUGAAGGCGUGGCGGGCGCGGGGUGCGUACAGGAAAACCGACUAAAAGUUUUCUGUAAUAGGGUUCAAUUUCCUGUGUGAAAACAGUUUUAGGGUUAUGUUUUUUUACUUGUUGUCUAUUUAUCUCUCAUUUCUGUUUCUUUGUUAUGAAUUUUUAUAUUGACAUUUUUUUUUUUUUAAUUAAUUUAUUGUAGGUAUUUAAUUUAGACACGGAUCAAAGGGUACAGAGGUGACAUUUGGCUUAAGUAUGUACCAUUGAACAGUUUAUUUGCAAAAAUG